Molecule: messenger RNA, 1389 nt
Organism: Parnassius apollo (apollo)
Lineage: Eukaryota; Metazoa; Arthropoda; Insecta; Lepidoptera; Papilionidae
Source: the annotation of a GenBank genome assembly
AUGGAGUUGAAGGUCUGGGUUGAAGGAAUACAAAGGAUUGUUUGUGGAGUGACGGAGACGACUACAUGUCAAGAUGUAGUCUUCGCACUUGCUCAUGCUACGGGAAAAGUGGGCCGAUUUACUUUAAUAGAGAGAUGGAGAAAUAAUGAACGACUUUUAGCUCCUCAGGAAUAUCCUUUAAAGAUCCUUAUGAAAUGGGGAGAGUAUUCCAAUGACAUACAAUUUAUUUUGAGGAGGUCAGAUUCAAGUAAUAACCAAAAACCAUCACAACCUAAUAAUACUAGGUCUCCUAUAGGAAAUGGGAGUCAUAACAACUCAAAUUCUAAUGUACCAGACAAUCAAACCUCACCGAAUAGAGCAAAUUCAACUCCAUCUUUUAACAAUAAUGUGAAUAACACAUCCCCUGGGUACCCUGUAGGAGUGGUGAAGGGAGUCCAACAAGCUAAGACACCUGAGUCCAAUAGUCCUGUGUUAAAAGAUGUUCCACCUUACAGAGAUCCACCUCCUCCUUACCGUUCGCCACCCCCGCCGUCUCAAGCUUUACGAAAGUCACCCAAUCGGACACGGAUCAGUCGGCCAUCACAUAUGUCACCAGUCAAUUUGCCCGAUGAGAACCAAGACACAAGAAAUCCAGAAGCUAUUACCUACAAUAGCCAAUAUCGUGAACUAGUUUCCCUUGUGAACUAUCAGAGGGAGAAGUUGUCCAGUCAGCAAGUCGAUCUUAUUAAGUAUGAUGCAGAAAUUGGUUAUUGGGAGAACAAAGGCCGUGAACAAGAGAGGCAGGUUGAAAUGCUUCAGCAGCAGAUCAGCUCUGCCGAUAAUCAGUUGCGAAUAAGUACUGAGCAGGUGCAAGCACUUAACUAUGUGGAAGAGGAGAGUGAAAUAGUGAAACAGAAUGAAAAGACAAUAAAGUCGGAGAUUGUUCUAGUACGAUCUAAAUUAGCCAAUUGUGAAACAGAGUUAUUGCAAUGUAAAAAUAAGAUUCGAAAGUUGAUGGAGGAUAUUCACAAUGAGCAGAGGCUUAUUAGCAGUCGUCAGCAAGAAAAUAGGCAAGCUUUGGAACGUUCAAUGCUGGCUGAAAUGGAGAAUCUGCAAACUCAGAUACAACAAGCGAAGCAUGCCACCGAAAUUAACCACCUAACUGCCGAAAACCUAAAGAGAGAGGUUGGCGUACUAGAAAAUGCUAUUAUGGAGAAGAAGCGUCAAGUGGAACGGUUGGUUCAAGAGAUGAAGGAAGCCAACCUUCAGAGUCUCACAGGCAGUGUGGAUGAACUGCGUAAUCCCUUGGAUGGAUGUAAGACUGGAAGUGCCCGCAGAAUAAUUGGUUCUCCAAGACAAUUGGAAAAUGCUGCUCCCACCAAUAAAAAUCCUCAUGGAGUAUGGGUUUAA